Gasterosteus aculeatus aculeatus (three-spined stickleback) is the source of this 2244-nucleotide messenger RNA. RefSeq names its product nucleoporin 85 (gene nup85). Gene Ontology annotation, molecular function: structural constituent of nuclear pore. Gene Ontology annotation, biological process: protein import into nucleus; positive regulation of DNA-templated transcription; mRNA export from nucleus. NCBI's taxonomy places the organism in Eukaryota, Metazoa, Chordata, Actinopteri, Perciformes, Gasterosteidae. Gene Ontology annotation, cellular component: nuclear pore outer ring. The record is from RefSeq and is a predicted model, not a curated record.
AGAAUCGCCAGUCCUUGGGUGACGUCAUCAUUACCGCGCCGUCAGGUCCUUCGAAUGAAUGAGUGAGGCGCGUAAGCAGCGCUGGACCUGUAGUUCAUGUGGUAAAGUGUUUAGAGCUGAAUCGUUGGUCAUUCAUAUUAUAUCGGGUUACUAGCAUUGUUCUCUGAUGGAGGAGGUAGAUGUGGAGCCGACAGUCACAAAUAUUCCUGCAGCCAGUGAUGGGAAGCAUUUGGGAUUUGCAUGGGGUCCGGGGGACAUCCUUGUGUACGAGACUCUCUACAAAGGGUCAGACGCUAAAGGAUCAGGCUGUUCCUUCAUCCACGAAGUCAGGAAAGAUGAGGAUAUAUAUUCCCCCAUUUUACGCAAACUCUUCAAUGAGUCUCAUCACAUCUUUGUUGGCCUGCAGACAAUUAGAGAGGACCUCCCCAGCAAGAACAAAAAAAACCAAUUUGUCAGCAUCAGUAAAAAUUACAGAUCUGUGAUACGAGCCUGUAUGGAGGAGCUUCAGCAAGUUGCAGUUUCUACGAAAGAAGCAGCAGUAGCCACGCAAUAUGGAAACCAGGUUUCCAUUCUGUUGGCCAUAGAACUGAUCUGGAAUCUGUGUGAAGUGCUCUUCAUUGAUGCUGCACCCGCGGGUUCCCUGUUGCUCCACCUCCUAGACUGGGUAAGGUUACACAAGGCUGAUGUGGAUGAGAAGGCCAGAGAGGUGCUGCAGAGUGAGAGCCCUGCUGAGCACCGCGACUACUGGGAUGUGGUGGUGAGUUAUGUGCUGCAGGGCAGGUUGGAGGAAGCCAGGCAGAUGCUGGUGAAGCAGGCCGCCCUGCAGCCUGCUGCCAGGAGCAUGUACAAGCUGAUUGACACUUUGCUCAGCAGGAUGCCCUUCUACAAUCCUGGUGGCAAUCAGACGCUGACAGAGUUUGACGUGAAGUGGAGACACUGGCAUGACGAGGUGAACCGCUGCCUGCAGGACAACUCGUUUGCCAGCAAUCGACACCUGGAGAUCAUCUGCAAGAUCCUAGCGGGGGACGAAGACACGUUGCUGGAGCACAAGGAGCUGCUGAGCACCUGGUACCACUUCCUGGUCACUAGGCUGCUCUUCAGCCACCCCACAGUCAAACCCACCGAGUUACAUUACUAUGCACAGUCAUGCCUGACCAUGUUUCUGGACUCGAGGAGCGUUCCAGAGCCUUUGGACAACAUUUUACUGGCUGCUUUUGAGUUUGACAUUCAUCAGGUCAUCAAAGACUGCAGCAUUGCUCUCAACAACUGGUGGUUUGUGGCCCAUUUGACGGAUCUGUUGGAUCACUGCAAACUCCUCCAGUCUCACAAUCUGCACUUUGGCUCCAAUUUGAGAGAGUUCCUCCUGUUAGAAUACGCUUCUGGUCUCUUUACUCAUCACAGUCUGUGGCAGUUGGCAGUGGAUUACUUUGACCACUGCCCAGAGUUUGGCCACGUCUACCUGGAGCUGCAGAUCGAGCGGGUUCCUUUAGACACCGAGCGCAAAGCCCUCAAGGUGCUCAGGAUCUGUGACCAGAGGCAGAUGUCCGAGCAAGUGCGCAGCAUCUGCAAGAUCAUGGCUAUGCGCGCCCUGCGGAAUAACAGACUGGGCUCUGCUCUCUCCUGGAGCAUCAGGGCCAAAGACGCUGCCUUUGCCACGCUCAUUUCAGAGAGGUUUCUACAGGAUUACUGCACCAGAGGAACCUUCUCCGAUUUGGACCUGAUCGACAACUUGGGUCCAGCAAUGCUGCUCAGCGACAGGCUCACUUUCCUCGGGAAGUACCGGGAGUUCCACAAGCUGUACGGGGAGAAGCGCUUCGGCGAGGCGGCCAAGCUGCUCCUCUCGCUCAUGACGGCCAAGAUCGCCCCCCGCAGCUUCUGGAUGACGCUGCUGACCGACGCCCUGCCGCUGCUGGAGCAGAAAGAGGUGAUCUUCUCGGCAGACCAAACCCACGAGCUGAUGUUCUGUUUAGAGGAGCUCACCUCCUGCCUGAACGCCUCAGCGCUCGGCUCACCGAAGACCUCGCAGGAUGAAGACAUUGAGCUGACCAAAGUGGAGCUCCUGAGACUCUCUCUGGCCCGGAAUCUGGCCAUGGCGAUUAUUAAGGAAGGAACCGUGGAAGCGUGAAUGAUGACGUUGAACGGAAUGCUCCUCUUUUGACAUUUUUGUAUUGUAUAUAAAGUUCAAGUAAUCAAAAUAUGGUAUUUGAUAAUAAAACUCUUUUCAUUAUGUUUAUAAAAACAAAA